This is a messenger RNA of Cydia pomonella (codling moth), 2538 nucleotides long. Its product is annotated as protein FAM136A. Gene Ontology annotation, cellular component: cytoplasm. The record is from RefSeq and is a predicted model, not a curated record. Lineage: Eukaryota; Metazoa; Arthropoda; Insecta; Lepidoptera; Tortricidae. The transcript has 5 exons. Bases 244 to 687 code for a protein of 147 amino acids.
UAGCAAAGAAAGCUUAAAGAAAAUAAACAUCGGGUUAUAUGAAACUGAUUUAACAGGAGAAUACGCCUACGUAAUGUCGACUUUAAGAUGAAAGAAAAAUACUUCUAUAAUCUGUCGAGUCAAAAGUCGAGUCGAGAUGUCAAUGUCAACUUCGCCUUGACUUUUGCCUCCCGGACUCCCGAUAUUAUUUAAUUUAAUAUUAAUUAGUUGAAUUAUUGAAAAUUAUAAUUUAAAUCUAUCAAAAUGGUGGAAGCACAGAAGUUUAGGAUAGAGCAGGAGAUGACAAAUCUCGUAAAUGAAUUGGAUAGGAGCUAUUUACGAAAAAUGCAGGGUGAUAUGCAUAGAUGCGCAGCACAGUGCUGUGACAACCAGCAGAACACCUUGGAAAGAGUGCAUGGAUGUAUUGACAAUUGUACUACAUCUCUCAACCAAGCUAACAACUAUGUACAGAAUGAGAUCAAUCACUUCCAAAACAGGCUACAGCGCUGUGUGAUGGACUGCAACGAUUCAGCACGAGACAGGCUCGGUCCGGAUCCUAGCCAAGAAACUAUCGACAAAUGCACGAUAGACUUCGAGAAGUGCGCCGUAAAAUGCGUGGAUAAGCACAUGGGCCUUAUUCCCAGCAUGUUAAAGACCAUGAAAUCCGUGCUGGCCAGCGGGAAGCCUCCACCAAUGAGGAGCGAAUGAGAUGCAUAGUUACCAUAUAUAUGGUUUUAUACAAGAUUUAUUUUGUUGUUGAUUGUACCUCUUGACAAGCUUUUAUUUAACUUGCAAUGUAACUAUGUAUGUGACGAUGAUGAUGAUGAUGUGUGGGCGGCUCAAAUCUUGCAAGUUAAAUUGGACCCACUCACUUCCCGAUUUCCGAUUGAGCUGAAAUUUUGCAUACAUAUGUAAAUCGGAUCAAAUCGGAUGACAAUUAUCGGCGUAGGCCGGUACAGGCAGCUGCCCCCCCAAGCUCAAAUCUUACAUACAAUGUAUACCCCUCUGCGACGUCUGUCCCCCCCUAGGCCUCUGGCGAUAACACAUUUCCCCUCCCCUCCCUCCCUUAGGUCACUGGCUGGCUACGCCCUUGAUGACUAUGCAAUAUUAUGAUGACAUGGAGCUAAUCUCAUGAUGGAGACAGGAGGUGGUCAUGGGAACUCUGUGAAACAGCACAACCUAAUUGUGUUUGGGGUCAUUAAAAUUGUCUCGAUGAGUAUUAGUUACCUGCGGAAAGAAAAGUACAGUCAAGCGAUAAAAGCUUGUACCAAAAUGAAAAUUUGCCAAAAACUUAUUUUGGUAGGAUCUACCUUGAAAGUUCGUAUAGUCUUAAACACUGUAGUAGAUAAUGUCAAAUUUUCUUUUAUUAUUCCUUUUCUUAACUCUUUCUGACAGUGUGUACAAAUUUUCUUUACGAUAGGCGGCCCGAUUCAAACAAGACACGUUUAAGAUCUUGGAAAGAUCUUUAAAAGAUCGAUAACUAAACGACAUGUCUAAAUUGACGUUUAUUUCGAUUCCGCUGUGAUACCAAUAGGGAGCGUGCAUGAACUGUAGGAGGCAGCACAGGAGCCGUCAGAUUUUUGGCGCGAGGCGUAAAUGUGAUGUUUAUUGUUCCGAUGUAGCCCACAAGAUGGCAGAACCUACUAUGCACAAGAAAACGCGUGAGGUGUAAAUGUACAUGUUUAUGGUUCCGAUUCAGGCCACAAGAUGGCAGACCCUCCGACGCGCACGGUCCCUAUAAGAUUUAUCUACGAUAUUUCUAACGUCAAAGUGACAUUGGUUGCCCGAAUCGAGCUGCUUCUGUCAAUUAUACGACAUACAAACGAUAUCUAAACCAGAACUUAUCGUUAUCGUAUAUCAUUCUUCGAAUAGGGCUGAAGGUCAUCCUAAAAAGCAUAUGGGGUAUCUAUUUAAAUUAUUUUUUUGCGAAAUAUAUGUGUGCAUGUAAUGCGCCGUACACACUCAUCGAGACAAGCAAAGUGUAAGGGCCAGUUGCACCAAACCACCUGCUAACGUAAGCACAGUUCGCUAAAUUUUAACGCUUACGUGGGGGUCUUAACGAUUGCUAAAUAAAAUGCGUUGCACCAACUAUAAAAUAACAGAAUGUCGGCGCUAAUCGUGUGGCCAUACUAUGAACGCGUUCCUACCAAAAAAUUUAUGGUAGAAUUAUUUUUUCAUAUAGCAACCCAGUCAUAAAUGUCAAAGUUGUCAAAUUUUUCAACAACGAGAAAACUUGUAGGCGCGAACUAGUUUCUUUUCAGGUUUUAAAUCUAAAUAUUACACAAUUUAUGCCAUGCCAAUCUUGAAUAUAUUUAUGAUUAUAUUAAUGGCACAUUAAAUUAAAGUGAAACUGCUGACUACGAUUGUUCAGUGUCCAAGUGCUUUCCAAGCUGCAAUACCGAAUUAAACAAGGAGCUGCAUUGCCCGGUUUGAUAUACACCAUUUGAUAUGGAAUACUAGAUGAAAGUUACACACAAGUGAAUCGAUUCAAGAAAUCAAAGAAUCAUACACUAGAUUAACUGGAAAAACUUGUUGCGAAAAAUAAAGUAUUAUAAAUGA